CCCGAAUAUAAGAAACGACGUAAGCGAAGGUGCGAGUUAGCUGACUUUUCGGAAGUUUAUUUUCUUCUGGGGAGGGUGAUUCAGGGAUUCAGCAGCAGCAGCAGCGUAGGAGUGGCGUGUAACAGCCGCGCUGAUCCCAUUUCCUCUCGGAGUUGGGAAGUUUGGUGGAGCGGAGGAGCACGGGCGAACGGGAGGGAUAAAACGACGGAGUAAAAAAAAAAAAAACUUUUCACGAAAACUUCAAAUCUGAACUUUUUUUGUUCAUUAGGGUUUCGUUCCAGGGGGGAAAAAAAAAUCGCAACAUCGGAAGCGGCGUGUGUUUCAAGAUACUGGAUUAACAUGACGAGCAUUAACACAGCGAACAUUAACUUCAAAUGGGACCCAAAGAGCCUGGAGAUCAGGACUUUGGCUGUGGAGAGGCUGCUGGAGCCCUUGGUCACCCAAGUCACCACUCUGGUGAACUCCAGCAACAAAGGCCCGUCGAACAAGAAGAAAGGGCGUUCCAAGAAGGCCCAUGUUCUGGCUGCCUCAGUGGAGACGGCCACGCAGAACUUCCUGGAGAAGGGGGACAAGAUCGCCAGGGAGAGUCAGUUUUUAAAGGAGGAGCUCACGGCUGCGGUAGAGGACGUGCGCAAGCAGGGAGAAUCGAUGAAGACCGCCUCUGGGGAGUUUGCAGAUGACCCCUGCUCAUCUGUGAAGAGGGGGAACAUGGUGCGAGCAGCACGUGCCCUUCUGUCUGCUGUUACUCACCUUCUGGUCCUGGCUGACAUGGCGGACGUCUACAAGCUGCUGGUGCAGCUGAAACUGGUAGAGGAGAAUCUCGUGAAGGUUCGCAAUGCUGGCACAGAACAGGAGCUGGGGAUACAGUACAAGGCAUUGAAACCUGAAGUCGAUAAACUGAACAUGAUGGCAGCCAAAAGACAACAGGAACUCAAAGACGUUCACCACAAAGACCAGAUGGCAGCAGCCCGUGGGGUCCUUCAGCGGAACAUCCCCAUGCUGUAUACCGCCUCCCAGGCCUGCCUGCAGCACCCUGAUGUGGCAGCGUACAAGGCCAACCGGGACCUCAUCUACAAGCAGCUCCAGCAAGCGGUGUCGGGGAUCUCCAACGCCGCUCAGGCCACUGCCUCUGAAGACUCGGCCCUGAGCCAACCCGGAGGGGGAGGCGAGCUGGCGUACGCACUCAAUAACUUUGAUAAACAAAUCAUUGUGGACCCUGUGAACUUCAGUGAGGAGCGGUUCAGGCCUUCCCUGGAAGAGAGGCUGGAGAGCAUCAUUAGUGGUGCGGCGCUAAUGGCCGAUUCGUCCUGCACACGUGAUGACCGAAGGGAGCGCAUUGUGGCAGAGUGUAAUUCGGUGCGACAGGCCUUGCAGGAUCUGCUCUCGGAGUACAUGGGCAAUGCUGGCAGAAAAGAGAGGAGUGAUGCCCUUAAUUCAGCCAUCGACCGGAUGACUAAAAAGACACGUGAUCUCCGCAGACAGCUGCGUAAAGCAGUAAUGGAUCAUGUGUCGGACUCGUUUCUGGAGACCAACGUUCCCCUUCUGGUGCUCAUCGAAGCUGCAAAAAACGGCAAUGAGAAAGAAGUGAAGGAAUAUGCCCAAGUGUUCCGUGAACAUGCCAAUAAGCUGAUUGAGGUUGCCAACCUGGCUUGUUCCAUUUCCAACAAUGAAGAAGGCGUGAAGCUGGUUCGUAUGGCUGCUUCUCAACUGGAAACUCUCUGCCCACAGGUGAUUAAUGCAGCCCUAGCUCUUGCUGCAAAGCCAAAUAGUAAAGUGGCUCAAGACAACAUGGACCUUUUCAAAGACCAGUGGGAGAGGCAAGUUCGUGUGCUGACUGAUGCUGUUGAUGACAUAACUUCAAUUGAUGACUUCUUGUGUGUGUCUGAAAAUCACAUUUUGGAGGAUGUGAACAAGUGUGUGAUCGCACUCCAGGAAAAAGAUGUGGAUGGACUGGAUCGCACUGCGGGAGCCAUCAGAGGGCGAGCAGCCAGAGUGGUCCAUGUGGUCACUUCGGAGAUGGACAACUACGAGCCUGGCGUCUACACUGAAAAAGUUCUGGAAGCCACCAAGCUUUUGACUGAUACAGUGAUGCCCCGUUUCAGUGAACAAGUGGAGGCAGCAGUAGAGGCCCUGAGUGCUAACCCAGCUCAGCCAGUGGACGAGAAUGAGUUCAUAGAUGCCUCACGCCUGGUGUACGAUGGUGUGCGCGAUAUCAGGAAGGCCGUGCUCAUGAUCAGGACCCCAGAAGAACUGGAUGAUUCUGAUUUUGAGACUGAGGACUUUGAUGUAAGGAGCAGGACCAGCGUGCAGACAGAGGACGACCAGCUGAUCGCUGGACAGAGUGCUCGGGCUAUCAUGGCACAGCUGCCCCAAGAGCAGAAAGCCAAGAUUGCAGAACAGGUUGCCAGUUUUCAGGAGGAAAAGAGCAAGCUUGAUGCUGAGGUGUCCAAAUGGGAUGACAGCGGAAAUGACAUCAUUGUGUUGGCGAAGCAGAUGUGCAUGAUCAUGAUGGAAAUGACUGACUUCACCAGGGGGAAAGGGCCGCUGAAGAACACGUCUGAUGUGAUUAGCGCGGCCAAGAAGAUUGCAGAAGCUGGGUCAAGAAUGGACAAGCUGGGCCGUACCAUUGCCGACCACUGCCCUGAUUCCGCCUGCAAACAGGAUCUGCUGGCCUACCUGCAGCGCAUUGCCCUCUAUUGCCACCAGUUGAACAUCUGCAGUAAAGUGAAAGCAGAAGUGCAGAAUCUGGGUGGAGAGCUGGUAGUGUCUGGGGUGGACAGUGCCAUGUCUCUGAUCCAAGCAGCAAAGAACCUGAUGAACACUGUGGUUUCAACGGUGAAGGCUUCUUAUGUGGCUUCCACCAAGUACCAGAAGUCCCAGGGCAUGCAGUCUCUGAACCUGCCGGCCAUCUCCUGGAAGAUGAAGGCACCCGAGAAGAAGCCUCUGGUGAAGCGCGAGAAGCAGGACGAUGGGCAGACCAACAAGGUCAAGAGAUCUUCGCAAAAGAAGCAUAUCAACCCUGUCCAGGCCCUCAGCGAGUUUAAGGCCAUGGAUAGCAUUUAACCUCUUAGGAUCUAUAUUUUGGCUAUCAGCGGUGAGAACAAGCGGAAAUGAGCAUUACUGUUUAAAUUUAGAACUGGGCUUGAAGUCUGUAGGGACGCAUUCUGAAAACAUCCUUGUUGUUUUUGUUGCUGAUGAUCGUCACCAUAAGCCUCACUGAUUUUUGUCCAGAUAAAGGGAAAAAUAUCAGUUCCUGACUCUCCUGCCUAUAUCUGAACAAUCUCUGUCUAAAAGCAAUAAGGUUUAUAGUUCAAUUUAAAUUUCCAUCUAGAAGUGCAUAAAGUGACUCUGGAAAUGCAGUUGUAAAACAGUAGCUACUGUAGGAUGUCUUGAAUAGGCUUUUCUGGAUUUAAUGUCAAACAUUUUUGCUUUCAGUUAAUUAAAAAUGCUUUAAUCACUGUGACCCUCGACCUGUCACAGCUUGCUCCAGUUUUCAAACUUUUAUCAUUAACCUUUUGAAUUCUAAUUUCUGUUGGGUCCAUAUGUUCGUUAACUAGGUAAACAAUCUUUUGUAUUCUGUAAUUAGCUAUAUUCUGAUCCUUUAGAUUAUAUACCUAAACAAACUCUACUGUUUGCCUUCUUUAUCUAUACAGAUUCCAGUAGAUUUAAUACAAAGGGUGUUACUAUUUGCUAAAUGCAGAAAAGUUUUAAAUUUGGUUUAAGAGUUGGAACCAAAGACCAAUUCCUUACUUUCGGUUUAGUACAAAUUAUAUCACUGCUGAAUUUAUUCUUGACAUGGAUACUGUAUUAAUAGAUCAAAAAGUUUUAAUUGUAUUCAUAAGGGUUACCAUAAAGAUUUUAAAUCAUUUUAAUAGGAAAUCUAUAUUUUACACUUUUGAUAUUUGAUAUCUAUUAAACGCUUCAGAUUAUCUUCAUACCAGUUAAUUACCAACUUAAAGCCGACAUGAUUUUCAGUGAUUUCAGCAAUCCUUAGACUUUAUAUAUUUGUCCAGACCAACCAAUGCAAUACUAAUUAUUUGAUUAUAUAAUGCUUUAAUUAUUUUUUUUCUUUGUAGAAUAUGGAACGUUUGCAGAUAAUACUCCGUGUUUUUUCUGCAUAAAGAGUUUUCGUGGCCUUGUUUAGAAAUGACUUUUUUUAAAUGAAAAUGAGAUGCAGGCUUUAGUUCAUGAAAGAAAGCUGUUGACAUUUGCAAGCCCAGAGCAAAGGAGAUUGAUGCAGGUUUCUCAUGUUGCAUUCCGAUAUUCUGUAUGUUUAAAAAUUGGCUACCUGCAUACGUCUCAAAUGAAAUUAACCAGUUAACAUUUAAGAGCGGUUGCUUACUUUUCCAUUAAACAUGCCGCUAUUUAAAACGUGCAGCGUUUUUAUAAUUUGGUUACCUUCAUCUUGGGAUAACUUGAUGCGCACUGUCAGAAAUGUGUUGGCUGUUUAUCUGCUAAAAAGGUUAAACAGUGCAUAAAUAGCAAAGGGGGGAUUUUAUCAGUUUAUACAGUGCUAAUGAGAUUCUCUACCUUAAAAUGUUUAGAUAAAAUGUGCUAUGUUUUACAUUUUAAAAAAACUUCCCUCUUACAAAUGACAAUCUUAUAGAGGUUUAGAAAUGUAUGCUUUGCUGUGACCAUUUUUUACAGAACCCGGAAUGCAUUUUGACUUAUUGCUGUGCAGUGUAUCACUUCUGUAUCCAUUUCCAUAUAUAUAAAGAAUAAAGUUUCUUUUCUAAUGUAGUAAUUA
Molecule: messenger RNA, 4747 nt
Organism: Lepisosteus oculatus (spotted gar)
Lineage: Eukaryota; Metazoa; Chordata; Actinopteri; Semionotiformes; Lepisosteidae
Source: RefSeq, a predicted model, not a curated record